AUUGCCGUUAAGUGGCAAGAACCGGGAUGUGUACUCAGGCAUAUCGGAUCUGUAAAGUGAGGUAUAAGGAGCCCGAACGUAUUUUGUAAAUCCUCCAGGGCUGUGGAUGUGAAGAACUGAAUUAGAGCGCCACGCAGAGGUUCUCUGGCAUACAGUAUCCAUCCAUACAGUAGGCGCUCAAUAAAUGUCUGUUGCACGAAUGAGGAAAGAAAAUGAGUCAGCCGGGGCGAGAUCAUCCCCUACCGCAGGUGCGCACCUGCGUGGAGAAUCCAUUUCGCCCGACGCUACUCCUGCCGGGUCACCAUAGGCGCACGUGUUCCGGCAGGGUGCGGCUUCCGGUGACCCAGCUCCGCCCCAAGCCCCGCCUCACAACUCCCGCCCUUUGCCUCUUCGCGCUCACGGACAGCUAAGGUGGUUUGGCCCACGGGCGGAGCCGUAGUCACGGUCUCCUGGGGCGUCGUCCGUAGCCCGGCAGCCGGGUGUCUGGAAUCGCUGCCCGCGGUUCACGAUGUCUGACGAGGAAGCGAGGCAGGGCGGCUGCUCCUCGCAGGCCGGCGGCGUGACUGUCAGCGACGUCCAGGAGCUGAUGCGGCGCAAGGAGGAGAUCGAGGCGCAGAUCAAGGCCAACUAUGACGUGCUGGAGAGCCAAAAAGGCAUUGGGAUGAACGAGCCGCUGGUGGACUGUGAGGGCUACCCCCGGUCAGACGUGGACCUGUACCAAGUCCGCACCGCCAGGCACAACAUCAUCUGCCUGCAGAAUGAUCACAAGGCGGUGAUGAAGCAGGUGGAAGAGGCUCUGCACCAGCUGCAUGCUCGCGACAAGGAGAAGCAGGCCCGGGACAUGGCUGAGGCCCACAAAGAGGCCAUGAACCGCAAACUGGGCCAGAGUGAGAGCCAGGGCCCUCCCCAGGCCUUCGCCAAAGUGAACAGCAUCAGCCCCGGCUCCCCAGCCAGCAUCGCGGGUCUGCAAGUGGAUGAUGAGAUUGUGGAGUUUGGCUCUGUGAACACCCAGAACUUCCAGUCUCUGCAUAACAUUGGCAGUGUGGUGCAGCACAGUGAAGGGAAGCCCCUGAAUGUGACGGUGAUCCGCAGCGGGGCGAAGCAACAGCUUAGACUUGUUCCGACACGCUGGGCAGGAAAAGGACUGCUGGGCUGCAACAUUAUUCCUCUGCAAAGAUGAUUGUCCCUGGGAACAGCUACGGAAGGCAUCUUCCCUUGCCCUGAACUUGGGUCUAGGGAUUUCCUCGUUGUCUUCUCUCCCUGAAGCGUAAGGAUCUGGAAGAGGCUUGUAUCCUGAACUUCCGGAUGCCGGCAGUGCUGUGGCCCACCAGUGUUCCCUCUCCGGGUUAAGGCAUUCUUAAACACUUGUGCUUGGCAUCUUCUGCAAAUUAGGCCAUGGCCCUAAAUGGGAAUUCUCUAGAUUGUGGGCAAGUGGGUGGAAGUUAUUCUGGCAGAUGCUGAUGUGAUUAUUAUCAUUAUUUUUAAUAAACAGAGUUUUACAGUGCUGAUAUGAC
Molecule: messenger RNA, 1514 nt
Organism: Saimiri boliviensis boliviensis (Bolivian squirrel monkey)
Lineage: Eukaryota; Metazoa; Chordata; Mammalia; Primates; Cebidae
Gene: PSMD9
Product: proteasome 26S subunit, non-ATPase 9
Biological process (GO): proteasome regulatory particle assembly
Cellular component (GO): cytoplasm; nucleus
Molecular function (GO): protein binding
Source: RefSeq, a predicted model, not a curated record